CAGAAGGUUUCCAGAUGUUUAAUGGUUCCUGCUACUCAUUUCGCAAGGAUAUGAAGGACUGGGAAAGUGCACGAGAAUACUGCAAAAGCCUUGGCAGUGAGCUGGUCAAGAUAACAAGCAAUGCAGAGAAUGAAUUCAUUAGAAAUCAAACUGUAAUUGAUUACUGGAUUGGACUGAAUGAUAAGGACAUUGAAGGCCGUUUCAAAUGGUCUGUGGAUAACAGCAGUAUUCAAGACAAUGGCAACUAUUCAAGAUGGGCAAGCGGGCAACCAGACAACGACGAUGGGAUCCAGGACUGUGGUGUAAUUUAUUCUACCGGUACUUGGGAUGACAGAAACUGUAUUUACGGUCACUACUUCACCUGCGAAAAACCAGCCUCUUAACUUCCCUAUAAGAUGGAUUAGCAGCUGUACCUCUGCAGGAACAGUUCUCAGCAAUUAGCACAUGUUGCAAUCUGCACUGAACAAGACAGGAUGUCAUGAACUGACCCUCCUACAGGUAUAACUUCACAAGAGAUUAAUUAGAGAAAUAAAAUAGGCAAUCUAGUUCCAAACUCUUCAGAGAUGAUAAAUAUCUUGAAUAGAAAUUCCUGUAUUCCUAAGACAUUGAGAGUGGCACACAAAUCAUCUUCGUUUUUUUCUAGUUCCAGUCUCUUCGUUAACAGUAAGAAUGGACUCGAUUUGCUCUGCUGAGUUAAUAGCUAAGGUUAGAUCAAUUUAGAGAGGAUCAGGGAGCACCAUUAUGUCUGUGUCUAAUGUUAAGGUCUAUGAGAAUAUAAUUACAUUAGCUAAAAGUUAGAUAAAAAAUAUUAAGAAUUACUUUGAGAGUGAAUCAUGACCAUUUUUGCUGAAGAUACAUAACUCCUCAGGGCUCAAAGUGAAAUAUAGCUCUUUUAUUUAUUUAUAUUUUUUAACACUUGCACUUUUUACUAAAUUUCACAACUGACAAAAUCCUGGAAGCAAUGGAAAUCAUGAGAGAUGAAUUGUCAUUUAGAGUUCCAUGUGACACAAAAUGAAGGCCGAACUGAGUUUGCUGAAGAUGACAGGUUUGAAAAAUGUACAUAUUGACAAAGUUCUUACUUAGACCACGACACCAUCUAGUUUUAUGAUAUUUUAACUGAAGAUUGGGUUUUAGAUGUGAACAAUUCAUAACUUUACUAUAGGAAUAGAAAAUUAUUAUAGCUAUCCAUCCCUCCAUUUUUGGGACUUACUCAUAGAGGCACUGAGAGAAUUUAAAGCAUUAAAAAAACACACAAAAUAUUUAAGCACAAGUUGACUUUUAUUCGGGAAAUAACAGUAAAGUUAAGAAAACAUGUGCUUACAUUACUGCUUUUAAGGACAUUACUUGUAAUGUAGCUUGAAUAUAUCAAUAAAGAAAUAGAUGUCAUUAGGCCACAGGCAACAGAUUAACACUUCCUGAUAUUGUAUUACAUGUAGACGAUGCCAUGAGAUCGGCAAAGCAAAGAGUUUUUUCUGGCAAUAAAAACAGAAAAACACUAACCCAAAAUAUUUGUACUCCAAAAAUGUGAGAACUUUCAAGAUAUUCUCAACCUGCUAAAAAAUACUUUGAUGUUAGUAUUCCAUUAAGAGGACUGAUAUAAUGAAAAACCAUAAUAAAGAACUCUCAUAACAGUGCAAAGAAUUUUUAUUUCAAAUUCCAAGUAAUUCAAAUAAUAAAACAUAUGUUGGUUAAAUUGGUAAAUCACUCAGCAAGAAAGCUGAACACCACAAAAAAUGUACAAGAUAUGUAGUACAGGAUAAUAGAGCAGUUUUUGUUAUUAACUGGGCAGGUCUUCAAACAUUCAUCUAUUCUAAUAAAAUGUUAACACCAUAGUUGAGCCUAGUUGAUAAAAGCAUGCUUUCAGAAGAAUAUGAAUAUUAACCUAGGGAUGUAGAGUAUAUAUUUGGUCCACUUAGCUCAAAACAAGAAAUUUGUAAAAUGUCUAGAUUUUAAGGAGUGAAGUUAAGUUGGGUCCAUAUGACAAGAAAACAUGAAUGUUUAACUAUGAAAUAAUCCACAUUUGGCAUCUUAGCUUUGCUAAGAAUAUAGCACUUCCUCUCUCUACCUGAAAAUAUCAGCCUAUUCUCCAUAGGAGUGAGUAACCCUUUUCCAACAUGUAAACAGUCAGAAAAAGAUUGCUCACUGCUGCUCUUGGCAGGGGUGAGCAACGUUAUAAAACUGUUUACAUGUUUGCAUGUGCUGACAUAAGUAAUGUCCAUUUCCUAUACGCACUAUGCACCAGUCCUUUGGAAAAUACCUUAACAGCUGAAAAUGGU
Molecule: messenger RNA, 2276 nt
Organism: Macrobrachium nipponense
Lineage: Eukaryota; Metazoa; Arthropoda; Malacostraca; Decapoda; Palaemonidae
Product: hepatic lectin-like
Exons: 4
Coding region: 15-383 (122 amino acids)
Source: RefSeq, a predicted model, not a curated record